CAAUUUUUACGAAGAGAAUGGCUAAAAAGACAAAUCCAAUGCUUUUAGCAUUUGUAUCGAUCAUGAUUCUAUUGUCUGCUUCAAACCAAUUUGUUUGUAGAGGAGAAUGGAAGCCCAAUUGGAGCACUAAAGCUGCUGAAGAAGCUGAGGCUGUGGCAGCCAUAACAUGCUCAGGACAUGGAAGAGCCUACAUAGAUGGUUUGAUUCUUAAUGGACAUGAGCCUGUUUGCGAAUGCAAUUCAUGCUAUGGUGGCUCAGAUUGCUCCAAUUUUUUAUCUAAUUGUUCUGCGAACGCUGAAAGUGGGGAUCCAUUAUUUUUGGAGCCAUUUUGGAUGCAACAUGCAGCAAGUAGUGCAAUUUUAGUAUCAGGUUGGCACAGAAUGAAAUAUAUAUAUAGUGAUGGAUCAUUAAUGUCAGAAAUGCUGGUGAAGCACAUCCGUAAAGUUCAUGACAUUGUUGGAAAUGCUGUUACUGAAGGAAGGUAUAUCAUAUUUGGAAAUGGUGCAACCCAUCUCCUUAAUGCUGCUGUUUAUGCCUUGUCUCUCAACUCUUCAAUAUCUCCAGCAAAAGUCGUAGCCACAACCCCACAUUACGAUGUAUAUCGUUCCCAAACCCAACUUUUUAAUUCAAGGAAUUAUAUAUAUGAAGGGGACACGUCCUCAUGGAAGAACUACUCAGAUAGCACCACAAGAUUUAUCGAGUUUGUGACUUCACCAAAUAAUCCAGAUGGAAAGUUGAAUAAGGGAAUUCUUCAUGGCCCUAACGUUAAAACCAUCUAUGAUCGUGUUUAUUAUUGGCCACAUUUCACUGCUAUUCCUUCUCCAGCUGAUGAAGAUCUCAUGGUGUUUUCAAUCUCAAAGCUCACAGGUCAUGCUGGCAGUAGAUUUGGCUGGGCAAUAGUAAAGGAUGAGGCAGUAUAUCAAAACAUGUUGACAUAUGUGCGAUUUAAUACGAUAGGAGUUUCUCAUGAUGCUCAAUUAAGAGCUUUGAAACUUCUUGACAUGGCUAUUGAAGGAGAUGGAAAAGAAAUAUUUCAAUUUUCAUAUCCAAUUAUGAGAGAUCGUUGGAUAAGGUUGAAACAAGUUAUAUCUAAAUCAAGACGUUAUUCUCUACAAAAACUGUCUGCUCGAUAUUGCAACUUUUUCAAGAUGGUUAGAGAUCCUUCACCAGCCUAUGCUUGGUUGAAGUGCAAGAGACAAUCAGAGAAGAAUUGCUAUGAAAUUCUUAAAACUGCUGGCAUAAUUGGUCGUCAAGGAAGUCGCUUCAAUGCUAAUAAUCGUUACAUACGUCUCAGUCUUAUUAGGAGUCAAGAUGAUUAUGAGAUGCUAAUAAACAAGUUUAGGAAUCUUGUUGCUAAAGAAACAGAAACCAAAAUAAAAUUUGACAAAUGGAGCAAGAAUAUCACUACAAGCUCGUACAUAUGAAACUAAUAAACUUAUAUUUUGUUAAAAGUCUGUU
Messenger RNA from Abrus precatorius (Indian licorice), 1458 nucleotides. Its product is annotated as tryptophan aminotransferase-related protein 4-like. Gene Ontology annotation, molecular function: carbon-sulfur lyase activity; transaminase activity. Bases 18 to 1424 code for a protein of 468 amino acids. The transcript is spliced from 5 exons. Gene Ontology annotation, biological process: amino acid metabolic process. Lineage: Eukaryota; Viridiplantae; Streptophyta; Magnoliopsida; Fabales; Fabaceae. The record is from RefSeq and is a predicted model, not a curated record.